Molecule: messenger RNA, 983 nt
Organism: Scophthalmus maximus (turbot)
Lineage: Eukaryota; Metazoa; Chordata; Actinopteri; Pleuronectiformes; Scophthalmidae
Gene: bloc1s3
Product: biogenesis of lysosomal organelles complex-1, subunit 3
Exons: 5
Coding region: 85-672 (195 amino acids)
Cellular component (GO): BLOC-1 complex
Source: RefSeq, a predicted model, not a curated record
UUUUUCUUCACGUGACAGGUCGAAAGAAACAAGCCACUUCCUCAUUGCUCAUGUGAUUUGUGUUUUUGACUUCUUUCAGAAGUCAUGUCCAGCAGGUACCAGAUAGUGGUGCAGGGUGAGGCGUCUGAGACAGACUCUGAUGAUGAAGUCUACAUCACCUCCCUGUCUCCUCCACAAACCGCCUCAGUAGGAGCCAAGGUUCCCGGUGAGGCGCCUGAGACAGACAGUGAUGAGGGGGAGGAGCAGGGGGACCGGGCCCCUGCGGUGAGCCAGGAGAGCGCUCAGAUCCUCAGGAGAGACCUUCCUCCUCUCAUCGUGGUCAGAGACCAUCCCGAUAUACAGUCCAUCGUGGAAGACAGGCCGAGCCCCACGCACCGGCCGCACGGUGACACACUUUUACAACUGAAGCUGCAGGAGUCAAACAGUCGGCUGUAUCAUGACGUCUCACAGACAGUACGGCAGGUUUAUAGCGUUGCCACCAGGGAGGUGCGCAGUGCAACAGCUCAGCUGAAUACGUCGCAGAGUGCCAUCAUCAACGCCUCCCACAGCAUCAGAUUAAUUCUGGAUGACCUGAAGGCUGUGUCCGAAAAGAUUGACAUUAUCACAAGCUGUCAAAUACUGCCUGACAUCAACAUCAGUAAUCCAAAGGACUAUACAGCUCCUGUUCCUUAAACAAAAUAUGUAUAUCAAUUUAUAUUUUUAUUAUAAGGUUGUUUUAACAUAAUUAUGGGUAUAUUAUUUUCAGAGAAUAUCAAAGACUAGAACUCAAGCUGUAAAAAAAGAAAGCUCUUAUUGCCUUUACUUCAGUGUUUACAGAUAAUGCCUAUGCAUAUCAACAAAUCAUUUUUCUUUACCUAUGGCAUAUAUGUCAUGUUCUGUCAUUUGUGUUUUUAUUGUCCUCUGUGUAAGGCCAAGAAAGAUGAGCUGUACAAGUUUCUCAUUCUUUGGUUGUUAAAAUAAAGUAACACAAUAAUAUAAAUUGA